Molecule: messenger RNA, 1337 nt
Organism: Neodiprion virginianus
Lineage: Eukaryota; Metazoa; Arthropoda; Insecta; Hymenoptera; Diprionidae
Exons: 3
Coding region: 148-627 (159 amino acids)
Biological process (GO): sleep; regulation of synaptic transmission, cholinergic; positive regulation of voltage-gated potassium channel activity
Source: RefSeq, a predicted model, not a curated record
UCGUCCAACGAGAUCGUUCGUGGUGCAGUAGAGACGGGAAAUUCCGGUCUUCAUUUAUUACAAAGUUCUAUUGAGCCUUCAGAAAAUACUUGAGGCUUUAUUCCCAGUUGAGAAUUUAAUAUAACGGUGAACAUAGAAUUAAAUACCAUGGCUGGGAGGAUGACUGUCACCCUGCAGGCCACCCUUUUCGUACUGGCUGCAGUUCUUUACCAAGGGGAAGCUUUGCGCUGCUGGCACUGUUCUUCGGACAGCAGUCCUGAUUGUGGCGAUGUGAUCACUUACAGCGAACACAACCGACAGGUCCACACUGCAGAUUGUGAGGCAGACUUGCGGCAAAAUCCGUACACGUUCGCCAGGCCUGUCUGCAAAAAAAUCGUCGAAAUAAAGAACGGGGCUCGUAUAGUGAUUAGGAAAUGUGACAGUCCUCUUCCGGACGAACGAGACAUCACUGAUGGGGUUUGCUCAACCGUACCAUCGCCCAGCCACGUCACCGUGGAGUCCUGCCACGUUUGCACCACCGAUCUUUGCAACGGUGCCCAUUCGGCAUUUGGCCAUGCAUCAGUAAUGACAUCGCUACUCUUUUUCGGAAUACCGAGCAUCCUCUUCGCUUACCGUUGGAGCUAUUAAAUUUUUUUUUUUGUUUUCUGCAACAGAGAGAACUUUUUUCCAAUCGAUGUAAUAACUAAUUAUUAAGAAAACUGAAAUAUGGAUUUGGUUUUCGAAAUUGUAUUUAAUGUAGAAUCUGCGCCAGACGGCGGCGUUGGUUGUACUAAUUAGAGCCAAUGAUUUAAGACGCUUAGAUGCGGCUACUGUACAAACCGACUUCGAAUCCCAUUGAAGUGACGGUGUAGAUGUUGUAUAAUGAUUAACCGCUUUACUUAAUUCAAAAAUAUUACGAAUGUAAUCAAAUUUGCGGUGCGUCGGAAGAUGUUUAUAACUUUUUCGUAACAGUGUACUUCUAAUCUUAAGAAUUAAUGUUUUAAGGAUCUAAUUCUAUGUAGACGUAGAGAUUUUUACUUAAUUGUGAAUAGGCCGUCAUCUGAUAUUAUACUCUGCUUACUCCUCUCGGCUGUUCUUUUUUGUCCUGCUCUUCAACUGACUUGAGAACAACUUAUCAGAGUCCGUCCAAAGCAUACUCGUAUAUUCUAGAUGUAGUGAAAUAUUCAUGUUUUUCACUUUUCAAAAAGUGAGGAAUUUAAUGUUUUUACAGUGAUCACAAUUCAGGUCUAAACAAUUACAAUUUGCGUUUAGAUAGAUUUUGCUCCCAAUGCGUUAAGUCAUAAUUAUCCGUGUAAAAACCUUAUUAAAAAUAAUAAAUCAUAAUGUUAGAAUCGAAA